This is a messenger RNA of Knipowitschia caucasica, 2115 nucleotides long. The record is from the annotation of a GenBank genome assembly. Lineage: Eukaryota; Metazoa; Chordata; Actinopteri; Gobiiformes; Gobiidae.
AUGUCGGGGGGAGAGGACCGGGAUGGAGAGGCGUCCGCGCCCCUGUAUGUGUACGAGUCCAAGGUGCACUGUGCCAACGUGCUGCUGAGCCUGGAGGAGCAGCGGCGCCAGGGCGUGCUCUGUGACGUCACGGUGUUGGUGGAGGGCCGUGAGGUGCGGGCGCACCGGGCCGUGCUCGCCGCCAGUAGCCGCUACUUCCUCCAGGCACUCCUGCACAACGGCAGCACGGAGAGCGAGCUGGUCAUCACCCUGCCCGACAAGGUCACCGCUAAGGGUUUUGCUCCGCUGCUCCAGUUCGCCUACACUGCCAAGCUCGUCUUAAGCAGCGAGAACAUCCACGAAGUCAUCCUGUGCGCGGACUUCCUCGGCGUUCACAACCUGGAGGACUCCUGCUUCCGCUUCCUCCAGGCCCAGCUGCAGAACGACAGCCAGCACGCACUCAACGGCAAAGCUGACUCCGACGAUGACGUGAUGGCCGAGGAGUUCAACGAUAAUCUCCCACUGGAAGACACGACGAGCGAUCACAGGCAGCAGACCAAUCAUGUAGCACCCACUGCGCCACUGCCCAAAUACAGCCCCAAAUACAGAAAGUACCAGUACCCAAUCAUUGACAACAAGCACAAUGGCGAGAAACAUCACGACGACGUUGCUUUGCCGAAUCGUACCUCAUCUAGCCCCAUCAACUCCCACUACCAGGAUUCUUUGCAACCACGUCUAACGCCUCCUCGAAUCAAGGAAGAACCCUAUGCAUUUGAGGAAGCAGGAGAAAAUAGGAAUGGUUACAAUCCCGAAUUGUGCACAGAAGAGGUUUUGGAGAUGGAGUUGGAGGUGGAAGGGGUGCCAGUAGCAGCAGAACACUCGCCGGGGCAAGGCUCACCUUCCUCUUGUCUACGAUCCUACCUCCAAAGGGGCGGCCUGGACCUGAGUGCCGUGCCCAGUACAACAAUCCAGCAGCUCCUUACCAACAGACUCUCUCUCAACCACUACAGGGAUCUUGUCAAGGACAGGGCAAGGGACAAGAACAUCGAAAGGUCAAAAGCCUCGUCGUCGAAGCAUGAGGGAGAACUGGACAGGCGAAGUAGUGUGAUCUUCUCGUCAGCGGCAGGGGAGAGGCACAUUGGUCAUUCAUACAAUGAGGACAAGUUUCGGGAAAAGGUUUCAGCACUGAUGCAAGUGGAGUCACCUCCAAGCGGGCGCUCAUGCCUCACCACAAGUUGCCCCAUCAAACCAGCAGCCCACUCGCCUUCGCCAUCAGAGCCCCAGACACAAACAUCCAGCUCCAGAUCCUCUUUCUCCUUCCCAGACGAUGGAGGCAGCGGGAUUUCACCAUCCAGCAUGCCCCAGUUCGACUAUUCCUCGUCCCCACGCUCAGGGUCCAUCUCGGGGCUGUCCCACUGCCUUGCCGGGCUGGUGGAGCAAAGAAACCCUCAGGACUGCUCCAAAAUCAAGACUGAACAGGGCUUUGGCACCAGCGGAAUGAACUCCAGCGACGAGUCUGGGUCUUUCUCAGAAGGGGACAGCGAGAGUGGUCUCUCCAUGAGAGUCUCGGGUCCUGAGGUGAAGCUGCCCUUCCCCGUGGACCAGAUCACAAACCUCCCGCGGAAUGACUUUCAGAUUCUGAUCAAGAUGCACAAACUGACCUCAGAGCAGCUGGAGUUCAUCCACGACAUCCGGCGCAGGAGCAAGAACCGGAUCGCGGCCCAGCGCUGCCGCAAGAGGAAGCUCGACUGUAUUCAGAACCUGGAGUGUGAAAUACGCAAACUGGUGUGUGAGAAGGACAAGCUGCUGAGCGAGCGAAACCAGCUGAAGGUCUGCAUGUCGGAGCUGUGGCAGAACCUCUCCUUCCUCUCGCAGCAGGUGUGUCGGGACGUCCAGCCGGCCCCUGUGUCUGCCAGCAUCGACCUCACCUCCACCCCGCCCUCGCCAUCCUCCUCCUCCCCGCUACGGCCUGGCACCCCUCACCGAGAAGGGGUGGAGGUGUCCCAGGACUGCCCCCUGGUUCUGGGCUCCACUGAGGAAGUAUGUAGCCCCACCGUCACCGUGGAUUUCUGCCAAGAGAUGACUGAGAAAUGCACAACGGAGGAGCAGCAGCAGCAGAGACAUGGGUGCACCUAA